Molecule: messenger RNA, 824 nt
Organism: Lotus japonicus
Lineage: Eukaryota; Viridiplantae; Streptophyta; Magnoliopsida; Fabales; Fabaceae
Exons: 2
Coding region: 218-565 (115 amino acids)
Molecular function (GO): zinc ion binding
Source: RefSeq, a predicted model, not a curated record
CAAAUUAGAAUCUUAUCCUCUUACGUUCUUCCUCAACAUCGACACUGAAGAAAUUGGGCAAAACCUUGAGCUUCAAAUUAGGGAUUUCAAUAUCCGUCAAAUUGAGCUUCAAAUUGGGCAAAACCUUGAGCCUCAACAUCACCCUUCUUCACGCUCGAUUCCAUAUCCGUCUUCUUCUGGCCUUCUUCUCUGCACCCUGAAACUCGUUUGCGCGACCAUGACUAGGGCUUCGUCUUCUGGGUCUCGUUGUUCUUCGAAAUUGGAGGUGCGUCGAGGAAUGGUGCAACGUGGAGUGUGUGAAUGUGGAGAAAGGCUUCUCUAUCUAACUUCCCACACUGACAUCAACCCAGAAAGAAAUUUCUGGAGGUGCAGAAAUUGGAAGUUACCGAACAAUUGUGGAUUCUUCUUGUGGGAUGAUGAGGCUGGUUUGGAUGGUGCACAAAGGUACUAUGUAGUUCAACUGAUGAAAACCUUGCAGGAGUUGGAGGAAAGCAAAAAGAAACUGGAAGAUAGAAAGAGGAGGGUUGAGGAAAUGAAGAAGAAAAAUGUCAAUCUCUAUAUGUAGUUGGAGAGUGAAAUGAAAACGAAGAACUUGGCCUUUGUUGUUGUUAUUCUGCUGAUCAUAAUCUUAGCUUCUGUUGUAUCAUUUGGAAAGUAGGAGAGUUGAGGAAAUGAAAAAGAAGAAGAAAAAUGUCAAUCUCUAUUAUGUUGAAGUGUACUAAAGUUAUGUGUACCAAACUUAUGGGUUCUUCUCAAUUAAUGACAAUUUAUGAUUGUGGUAGAAACAUUUGAUGUGUGUUGUCAUCUUAUUCCAAAACAUAAAC